Messenger RNA from Penicillium robsamsonii, 312 nucleotides. RefSeq lists its product as uncharacterized. The coding region runs from base 1 to 312 and encodes 103 amino acids. Lineage: Eukaryota; Fungi; Ascomycota; Eurotiomycetes; Eurotiales; Aspergillaceae. The record is from RefSeq and is a predicted model, not a curated record. The transcript has 3 exons.
AUGGAGGGGUUAAAUAUCCCUCAAUGCCCCAAGCACCCAAUAACACACGCCGCACUGGCCGUCGAUUCGGUCACGGAUAACAACUCGCAAGGGGCAUUUGCUUUUCCAAAACAUCAACUCAAGACAAAACUCUGUUGGAAUUUGAUGCUCAAAUCAAUCGGCGAUGUUCAAAGCUUCCAGCCCCUCCUUCAGCGCACUUAUCAUUCGAAGGGAUACUUUAUCCAUCUGGCUCCCAGAGAGAUGGUUGUCGGGGCUGAUCAGCAACCCUGGGCUUUGGGCACCUUGCUCUUCCCCGUGCACUGGACUGUUUGA